Molecule: messenger RNA, 2076 nt
Organism: Oncorhynchus keta (chum salmon)
Lineage: Eukaryota; Metazoa; Chordata; Actinopteri; Salmoniformes; Salmonidae
Product: transcriptional coactivator YAP1-like
Exons: 8
Coding region: 483-1832 (449 amino acids)
Biological process (GO): positive regulation of transcription by RNA polymerase II; hippo signaling
Cellular component (GO): nucleus; cytoplasm
Molecular function (GO): protein binding; transcription coactivator activity; transcription corepressor activity
Source: RefSeq, a predicted model, not a curated record
ACCCAAGUCAGACUCAACUUUACAACACUGACACGGCUGGGAUUUGCAAUGUGCGCUGUCACUCGUUUUUUAUGGAAAAACCUGAAAAACGUUCGAGGGUAAAUCUGUGCAGUAAUUUGAUUUUAGUAAAAAGUUAAAGGUUCAACUUUUUCUUUGUGUUUCUUUUUUUUUUUGUGUGUAAAAGUUACAGAUACAGUUGAGUAGAUAUGCGCGUUGUUAUAUUUUACAGUGUGUUCUCCCGAAACAUCAGAAAGAAGUGUACAGUUGGUGGUGACUGCGAUAGCUAACCCUGCUGCUGGGAGAACAGAACUUCAGCAAAUUUACUUUUGAACUCACUUUGAUUUAACUUUCGAUGAUCGAGGUUUCGAGUUUCGCUCUCCGAAAAACGUGAUUUUUUUGGGGUCUCUUUGGGUUGAGUCUUUUUAAACAUAUAUUUUUUCUCGGGUAAAUAGUUUUUUUGGAUAUUUUUUGUUGGAAUAAACAUGGAUCCGAGCCAACACAACCCCCCGGCCGGUCACCAGAUAAUCCACGUCCGUGGAGACUCCGAGACGGACCUGGAGGCCCUUUUCAACGCUGUUAUGAACCCGAAAAAUACCAUCGUCCCCCCCUCCGUCCCAAUGAGGAUGAGAAAGCUUCCAGAUUCCUUCUUCAAACCGCCAGAGCCAAAGUCCCACUCCAGACAAACCAGCACAGACGCAGGUACAGCCGGUGCCAUCGCCCCCCACCACGUGCGUGCCCACUCGUCCCCUGCCUCCCUACAGCUAGGGGCAGUGUCUCCCCUGUUGGGCAUGGUCCCUGCUGGCGCUCCCCCAUCGCACCUCCGACAGUCGUCUUAUGAGAUCCCAGAGGACAUGCCCCUGCCCCCGGGCUGGGAGAUGGCCAAGACCCCCUCUGGACAAAGAUACUUCCUCAACCAUCUGGACCAGUCGACCACCUGGCUGGACCCUCGUAAGGCCCUCCUACAGAUGAACCAGGCCCCUCCCACCAGCCCUGUACCAGUCCAGCAGCAGAACAUCAUGAGCCCCGCUAGUGGUCCUCUCCCUGACUGCUGGGAACAAGCCGUAACCUCAGAGGGAGAGGUCUACUACAUCAACCACAAGAACAAAACCACCUCUUGGCUCGACCCGCGCCUCGACCCGCGCCUCGACCCGCGCCUCGACCCGCGCUACGGCCUGAACCAGCAACGUAUCACCCAGAGUGGUCCAAGCAAGCAGGGGGGACAACUGCCCUCCAGUCCCGAGAGCAGAGGAGUCAUGGGGGGCAGCAACCAGAUGAGGCUCCAGCAGCUGCAGAUGGAGAAGGAGAGGUUGAGACUUAAACACCAGGAGCUGCUCCGCACCAGACCACAGGAGCUGGCUUUGAGGACCCAACUACCUGUCAGUAUGGAGCUGGACGGGGGGACUCCCAACCCUGUGACGUCCCCUGGGAUGGGCCAGGACGCCAGAACCAUGACAACCAACAGCUCCGACCCAUUCCUCAACAGUGGGACCUACCACUCCAGGGAUGAGAGCACGGACAGCGGUCUGAGUAUGAGCAGCUACAGUGUCCCCCGUACCCCCGACGACUUCCUCAACAGUGUGGACGAGAUGGACACUGGGGACGCCCUGCCGGUCUCCAUGGGGACGCAGCCCAGCCGUUUCCCUGACUACCUGGACACCAUCCCGGGGACGGACGUGGACCUGGGCACGCUGGAGAGUGACAACAUGGCCAUGGAGGGGGAGGAGCUUAUGCCUAGUCUCCAGGAAGCCCUUAGCUCCGACAUCCUGAACGAUAUGGAGUCGGUCCUGGCCGCCACAAAGAUCGACAAGGAGAGCUUCCUCACAUGGUUAUAACAUGGCUAUAACAUGGUUAUAACAUGGCUAUAACAUGGCUAUAACAUGGUUAUAACAUGGCUAUAACAUGGCUAUAACAUGGCUAUAACACAUUUAUAGAACACGCUGGAUCCUUAUACAGUGGGGGUUCCCAAACUUUUGUUUUCCCUGGGUCCCAUCUGAGGUGGGUGUUGUGACCCCCCAUCGGACUUGAACAGUGGAACUGCAUAUUCUGACCUACUGGUAUAUAGAGGAGGGGAGGGGA